UUUUUUUUUUUUUUACUUCUUCUACAAUCCACCAGACGCCAUGACCUUUGAUACCCAUUUUCAAAUUCAGCAAGUCACCACCAUCUGACAUCGCCGCCGAUCAGCCUACCCCACCACCGUCCUCUGCUUUAAAUAUAUGCCUCCCCUUCUUCCUUCUUCUUUGACCUUCUCCAGUUUCCGUUUCUAACUUCUCUUCUCCUACUUUCCUUUGACUUCUGCUGCAUCACCGCUUUCACAACAGUGGAUCAUCUCUGAUGGCUUGUAAUGGCGUUAAUGGAGAUUCCCUCGGUAACGGCUUUCAUUAUGUUCUUGAAGAUGUCCCUCACUUGACUGAUUAUCUCCCUGACCUUCCGGGGUAUCCUAAUCCUUUACAAGAUAAUCCUGCCUAUUCUGCAGUCAAGCAAUAUUUUGUUAACGUGGACGAUGCUGUUGCUCAAAAUGUUGUUGUUCAGAACAAUAGUCCUAGAGGGACACAUUUUCGACGAGCUGGACCUCGACAAAAGGUGUUUUUUGAAUCCGAUGAAGUUCAUGCGUGCAUUGUAACUUGUGGUGGUUUGUGUCCGGGUCUUAAUACAGUGAUCAGGGAAAUAGUAUGUGGAUUGUACCACAUGUAUGGCGUCCGCACAGUUGUUGGAAUUGAGGCAGGGUACAAAGGCUUCUACGCUAGGAAUACAAUUCCUUUAACACCAAAAAUGGUGAACAACAUCCAUAAACGUGGAGGCACCAUCCUUGGGACCUCAAGAGGUGGCCACAAUACCACCAAGAUUGUUGACAGCAUUCAACAUAGAGGCAUCAAUCAGGUCUAUAUACUUGGAGGGGAUGGAACCCAGAAAGGAGCUGCUGCUAUUUUUGAGGAAAUUAAGAGGCGUGGCCUCAAAGUUGCGGUAGCCGGAAUUCCAAAGACCAUCGAUAACGACAUUCCAGUCAUUGACAAGUCAUUUGGUUUUGACACUGCCGUUGAAGAAGCUCAACGUGCCAUUAGUGCUGCUCAUGUUGAAUCAGAAAGUAAUGAUAAUUGCAUAGGUUUGGUCAAGUUGAUGGGUCGCAACAGUGGGUUUAUUGCAAUGUAUGCAACUCUCGCAAGCAGAGAUGUUGAUUGCUGCUUGAUACCAGAGUCACCCUUUUAUCUUGAAGGAGAGGGAGGCCUCUUCGAAUAUAUUGAGCAUUGUAUAGAAGAACAAGGACACAUGGUUAUAGUGAUAGCUGAAGGGGCAGGACAAGAACUUAUUUUGAAAAGCAUGCAUAAACUAGAUGAACAAGAUGCUUCGGGAAAUAAGCUACACCAGGAUGUUGGGUUAUGGAUAUCCCAACAAAUCAAAGACUACUUCAAAAAAAAGAAGAAGAUUACAAUAAAUCUCAAAUACAUAGAUCCUACUUACAUGAUUCGUGCAGUUCCCAGCAUUGCAUCAGAUAACAUAUUCUGCACCCUGCUUGCUCAUAGUGCGAUUCACGGUGCAAUGGCGGGAUACACAGGAUUCACAGUAGGGCCUGUAAACGGGAGACAUGCUUACAUACCAUUUAAUCGGAUCAUUGAAAGACAGAACAAAGUAGUGAUUACCGACAGGAUGUGGGCAAGGCUGCUGUCUUCAACCAACCAGCCAAGUUUCUUGCACCCUAAACAUAUGGAUGGCGAGCAGGAGAAUGGUAAGAAUCCACAACUCAAUGGGUAAGCAGUUCUACAGAAGAGAAGAAGAAGUUAUCCCCACACUUGUACUCUAAUUUACUUACAACUGUACUACCUCCUAGAGAUGAACUCAAUUAUUCUAUAGGUUGAGCUUGGUAUUAUUAAACCAGCCAAAUUUGUUGAGAUGUCGAGAUGGAAAAUAAGGUCAGAUGGGAUCAUCUGCCCCCACGAACUUCGACUUGUUCCAUAGCUCAUGUGCUGUAAUAAAAUAGUCUAUGUUCUUGACGGUCUUUCAUGAACUAA
Cucurbita pepo subsp. pepo (vegetable marrow) is the source of this 1927-nucleotide messenger RNA. Its product is annotated as ATP-dependent 6-phosphofructokinase 3. The record is from RefSeq and is a predicted model, not a curated record. Gene Ontology annotation, molecular function: ATP binding; 6-phosphofructokinase activity. NCBI's taxonomy places the organism in Eukaryota, Viridiplantae, Streptophyta, Magnoliopsida, Cucurbitales, Cucurbitaceae. Gene Ontology annotation, biological process: glycolytic process; fructose 6-phosphate metabolic process.